Ficedula albicollis (Collared flycatcher) is the source of this 2859-nucleotide messenger RNA. RefSeq names its product cyclin D1 (gene CCND1). Lineage: Eukaryota; Metazoa; Chordata; Aves; Passeriformes; Muscicapidae. The transcript has 5 exons. Gene Ontology annotation, cellular component: cytoplasm; nucleus; cyclin-dependent protein kinase holoenzyme complex. The record is from RefSeq and is a predicted model, not a curated record. Gene Ontology annotation, molecular function: cyclin-dependent protein serine/threonine kinase regulator activity. Gene Ontology annotation, biological process: mitotic cell cycle phase transition; regulation of cyclin-dependent protein serine/threonine kinase activity; positive regulation of G1/S transition of mitotic cell cycle. Bases 149 to 1027 code for a protein of 292 amino acids.
AGUUAGAAAGUUUUGCAGCCUCCAGAGGGCUGUAGCGGCAGUAGCAGAAGCAGCAUCCAAGGGACUCCUGGAAGGGGAAGAGAGAGAGCGAGCGAGCGACUGACUCAGUCCUGCUGCAGAGAACUGACUCGAGGCGACGAAGGCAGACAUGGAACAUCAGCUGCUGUGCUGCGAGGUGGAGACCAUCCGACGAGCCUACCUGGAUGCCAACCUCCUAAAUGACAGAGUGCUGCAGACAAUGCUGAAGGCGGAGGAGACCUGCUCGCCCUCCGUCUCCUACUUCAAGUGCGUGCAGAAAGAAAUCUUGCCAUAUAUGAGGAAAAUAGUUGCCACUUGGAUGCUGGAGGUUUGCGAGGAGCAGAAGUGCGAAGAGGAAGUUUUCCCCUUGGCUAUGAAUUAUUUGGACAGAUUUUUGUCGUUUGAACCCCUCAAGAAAAGCCGAUUGCAAUUGCUGGGAGCUACCUGCAUGUUUGUGGCUUCAAAAAUGAAGGAAACUAUUCCUCUGACCGCAGAAAAACUGUGCAUUUAUACAGAUAACUCCAUUAGACCCGACGAAUUACUGCAAAUGGAGCUGCUGCUGGUGAAUAAGCUGAAAUGGAAUCUGGCUGCAAUGACCCCCCACGAUUUCAUUGAACAUUUCCUUACUAAAAUGCCUCUGGCAGAGGACACCAAGCAGAUCAUCCGUAAACAUGCUCAGACUUUUGUGGCUCUGUGCGCUACAGAUAUUAAAUUUAUUUCAAACCCACCCUCCAUGAUCGCAGCUGGCAGCGUGGUAGCAGCUGUGCAAGGCCUGCAUCUGGGGAACACUAACACUUUCCUCUCCUAUCAAUGCCUCACACAUUUCCUAUCACAAGUUAUCAAAUGUGAUCCGGAUUGUUUACGAGCCUGUCAAGAACAGAUUGAGUCCCUCUUGGAGUCCAGUCUACGCCAGGCACAGCAGCAAAACAUAUCUUCAGAAACAAAGACUGUAGAGGACGAAGCAGACCUCUCCUGCACACCUACUGAUGUGCGAGACGUGAACAUUUAAAGAGGACUUCUUCUUAAAUGGAUUUGUUUGGCAAGAAAAGCAGACAAGGGCAUCUGAGAAGGAAUCAGCAUCAGGAUCUCCCCCCCAGAAACCCUUUUCUCCAGGACAUUUUUAUACCAGAAGGGAAAACCAGUCUCAUUAUAUUUUUUCUUGCUCUGUCUCCCUUCCAUCUGUGACUUCAAACAAACAAAUAAACAAAAAAUACCCCAAAAACUGUCUUAAAAAAAGAAAAAAUAGUAUUUGCAUUACCCCCAGGGGUUUGUGCUACAAAAAUAGAGAAUUUUAUACAAUAAUAAUCAGCUAGGUUUUAUAUUAAAGUGUUCUUGUCUGUAUGUUGUAAAAAUAGGCAUUAACACAUGAAAUGUCUCCAGGGGAGGUAUUAGAUUUGAUUUCUUACAUAUAAAACAAACCAACCAACCAUUUUUAAAGUAGAAGAGGGUUUUUCUGUUCUGUUUUUUUUUUAGAUAGUGAAUAAAAUAUUCUUUUUCUUUAAAAAGCAUAGCUUUAAUGCAGUUCUAGGCUUUUCUGUAUCUUGCUUGCUUAUGCAUUUAGUCACUUUAUAAUUCAUCUGUAAAUGUUUAUUUUAUUUCCUUAGGUUUUUUUUUAUCCUCUUCACCUUAUAAAUGGUUAACGUAACCCAUAAUUUAGUGUAUGUUAGUAUUCAGCAUUAUUAUAUGUUAAUCUUUUUUUUUUUUUGUGCCUGUGGAUUGCCUGUGCAUUGAGGCAUUUGUAGGGUUCCAGCUUAGCAUGGUUGGGAAAGGCCAAUCUACUACCCGUACAGGACCCUAGUAUAAAGAGAAACUGAAAUAGUGACAUAAUAUAUUAUAUUUUUGCAAUCUUCCUAUUUUUCUAGUUACCUGUGUAAAAAUGCUAGUCUGACCCCACAGAUAUUCAGCCUAGUUAUGGUCAGGUUCAAUCCACAGUUCAGUCUUUUUUUUUUUUUGUUAGUUUGUAAUAUUCUAAAACCAUUCCAUUCAAAGCACUUUCAGUCCAUUAGAUAUAGGAAAUACAUUCUUUUAUUGUGUGGGAAUUAUUUUUGUUUGUUUGUUUGUUUUUUAAUGGAAUGGUUUGGAAAUAUAUAAAGUGCUUGUUGGCAAACUUGGAAUUGCAAAGCAAGUGCAUUUAACUAUGGUGUUAGAGGAGAGGUGAUUCUUUUUUUCUGAAGGUUGUGUUCCAGUGAGAGAAAAUUGCAUUCACAAUUUGCCAGGAUAUCUUCCUUUCCUUUUCUAUAGAAAAGUUUGAAGUUUAGAAUCCUUUGGUGCCAACUCAUCUUUAUAAAUUAGGGGCCUUAAAGGUUCACAUAUAGGACACAUAGUUUUAAGGAUUAUCGCUAGAUGAUUUUACAACUGAAGGUUUUUAAACACUAAAAUAUAUAAUUUAUAGUUAAGGCUAAAAAGAAUAUUUAUUGCAGAGGAUGUUCGUAAGGCCAGUAUGAUUUGUAAAUUAAUGCAAUCGCCCCUUUUGAAAAAGAAAAUCUUUCUACCCUUGAUGUUGCAGUUUUAACCCAGCUUAUUAAAGCAAAAAAGGACAUGCUUCAAAGAACAAACCCAAAACCAAGCAGUCUAUUUGGCCCCUUCCUAUACAUUUUCAAAAGCAGUCUAACCAUGAAAAAACGCCAUAGUUAAUAGAUAGGAAAAUUGGAGUACUUGAAAGAAGUUUUUAUUCCAGUAUAUGCCCCCCUUUUUUGUUUAUUUAGCUACAACUAGAAAAUUUGCACAUCUUGGCUAUGUAUCUUUUUUAUUAUUAUUUUAGAAAGUAGCUGAAGGGACGUGGACAUAGCUGUUGAAGUUGAUGCUCGAGGUGAAUGUGAUGGUAAAAUGUAUGUGAGAAAA